GGCCCGCUCCUCUGGGGGUCCCCGCUCCGCGCGCCCUCCACCCCUCAGUGCCCGCCACCCACGCGGGGAGCCGCAGGGCCCGUCUGCAGCCCGUGAGCCCCGGGGCCGCUGGGGAAGCCCGCGGUGUGCGCUUGGGCCGGGGCCCCGCUGGCGGGGGCUGUCCCAUAAGGGCAGCGGCGGCCUCGGCGUGUUGCCGCUCAGUGUGGCGGCCCUGGUGACAUCAGCAGGGCGCACGGGGCUUUGGCUGUGGGACGGCUCAGGCUCGCCUGUAGCCGGCGGCUGUUCUGUAUCAGUGUGUGUGAGCGUGCAGCCCUUGUGCUGCUGCUGGGCCAUGGUGCUACCCGCUUGGAACAGCGGGUAUCUGAUCUGCCUACUCACCCCUGGCAGCGGGAGUGCCUACCUGUGAGAGAUCAAACCGGCUCCAGUCGCGUUCCAGCACCGUCCAAGUCCCCCUCCACCAGAGCUCCCGCAAAAAACGGGGCUCGAAAAACACGGCUCCUGCCUCUUGUCCCUGUUGUCACACAAGGAUGACAGAGUGUCCAGAAGCGGCCCUCGAAGUCUUGUAUUUUUUUUCACUUGAGACUUGUUUUGUGAUGGAAACGGUGUUGAAGUCUCCCUGUGAUGAACAGCACCCUCAGCAGGCUGAAGACUUCCGCGGGAAUCUUGAGCAGAACAGCAAGCUUUCAGCAGGAGUAAAAAAAGAUAUUGAAAAACUUUAUGAAGCAGUGCCACAGCUUGUAAAUGUGUUUAAAAUAAAGGAAAAAAUUGGGGAAGGUACUUUUAGCUCUGUGUACUUGGCCACAGCACAGCUGCAAACAGGAUAUGAGGAAAAAAUUGCUCUGAAGCACUUGAUUCCAACCAGCCACCCUCUGCGAAUAGCUGCUGAACUUCAGUGCCUCACAGUGGCAGGGGGACAAGAUAAUGUUAUGGGAGUUAAAUACUGCUUUAGGAAAAAUGAUCACGUUGUUAUUGUUAUGCCGUAUCUGGAGCAUGAAUCCUUCUUGGACAUUUUGAGUUCCCUUUCCUUUGAAGAAGUGAGGGAAUACAUGUUUAAUCUGUUUAAAGCGUUGAGGCGCAUUCAUCACUUCGGUAUUGUUCACCGUGACGUCAAGCCCAGCAACUUCCUCUACAACAGGCAGCUAAAAAAGUAUGCCUUGGUAGAUUUUGGCUUGGCACAAGGAACCCCUGAUACGAAAAUUGAGCUUCUUAAAACUGCCCACUCUGAAGACCAGCAGGGAAGUUGCUUGCAAACUAAUCCCAUUGUAACCUCGGGAAAUGGGGUUUCUGUCAGUGUCACAGCACCUAAACAGAUAGCUCAACAGACAGCCUCAAAAGCAGCUGAUAGAAGGUCCAGCUCGCUUUCAAAAGUACAGAUGAAACAAGGAAGAGGAGGAAAGGAGGACUCUGUGCACCAUUCUGUGCAGCGCUCUGUCUUUGGAGAGAGGAAUUUCAAUGUCUAUAGCUCCACAUACCAGGAGAAUUCAAGCACAAAACUCAUAAAGCAACCAAAGAUGAUAGAUGUUUCAUCUAGGAAGUUAGUAACAAAGAAGAAGAUUAUUUCUACCAAAACUGUGAGCAAUGGGGCAGCCAGGAAAGCUGCCAGUGGUUGCCCUUUAAACGUGCACUGUGACUGUUAUGCAACGGACAGAGUUUGCAGUGUUUGCCUUUCAAGGCGUCAGCAAGUGGCUCCCAGGGCAGGAACACCUGGAUUCAGAGCACCAGAAGUAUUAACAAAGUGCCCCACUCAGACCACAGCAAUAGACAUGUGGUCUGCAGGAAUCAUAUUCCUUUCUCUGCUCAGUGGACGGUAUCCAUUUUUCAAAGCAAGUGAUGAUUUAACUGCUCUGGCACAAAUUAUGACAGUUCGUGGAUCCAGAGAAACCAUUCAGGCUGCUAGAACUUUUGGAAAAUCAGUUGUGUGUACCCAAGUUGUCCCAGCUCAAAACCUACGAACCCUCUGUGAAAAGCUGAGAGGAACAAAUAGCAGCUGUAAGAGAUCUCAGGGGGAAGGGCCCGGCAGGUCUGACAACAACACAGCUUUGUCAGUUGCAGCAGACAAACCUUGUGCUCCUGAGACACUUGGAAAACAAAUUCAACACUUACAGAAUGUUCAGGAAAGUGACGGUGCUUUGGAUAUCAAGGCAGCUGACAUGAAAGGAUGGGAUCAGGUUCCUGAUGAAGCAUAUGACCUACUUGAUAAGCUACUAGACUUAAACCCUGCAACAAGAAUAACUGCAAAAGAGGCUUUGCUGCAUCCUUUUUUUAAAGACAUAAGGCUCUGAGAAGAUAACUUACUUUGUUAUUCCUCUUAGAUGUUUUGUGUGGAAAUGAAAUACUGAGGCAGUUUUACCUCGUUGCCCUCAACAUUUACACUCAUUGAAAUAACGUCACACUGUGCUCUGAACUACUGAAAUUUUGUCUUGUACAGUUAGACUGCAAAUGUCAGUUUAAGAAAUACUUGCAGAUGCAAAAGUUACAUAAACAUCACUAACAUGGUCUUAUCCUAAGACACUUCUGAGAGGUUAUUGCUGUGCAUACCUGUUCUCUAAGAAAGUUAACUUUGAUCAAAAACAACAAAGAAAAAAGAGUUUCAAAAGCUCUAUGCUUAAUUCUUGAGGUAUUCCCUUAAAAUUUACAAGUUUGCCUUAAGGUAAGACUGAAAUAAGACUAUUUUCAGAGAACAAUAUUACUUUGGGAGCGUUGCUAGAGGAAAGGCCAGGUGCUGCAGAUUAUAUCAUCAAAAGAAAAGCAUAACUUUUAAAAGUACAUUUUUGUUCCUGUCUGGCCUUUGCUACUUAGGAAAUAGUAAUAAAUGCAGUUACUCAUUUUACAUGUGUCCUCAGUGCCAUGGGUAACUGUCAAUAUUCCACAGCUGCUGCCUUCAAGGAUGUCUUGAGUGCCAGGCAUAGGUUUGAUUUCUGUUAUGGAAACUGAUUUCUUAAAAAAUACCUGUUCAAUAAAUGAUUUGGUUUUAUAACUUCA
This is a messenger RNA of Taeniopygia guttata (zebra finch), 2982 nucleotides long. NCBI's taxonomy places the organism in Eukaryota, Metazoa, Chordata, Aves, Passeriformes, Estrildidae. The record is from RefSeq and is a predicted model, not a curated record.